AUGCUUAUUUGGCCUGAAGUUCCUCUCCCUCGUGUGGGUGAUCGUUGGACAUUCCUUUGCAUGGAUACAGGUAGAAGCUACGUCGAAAAUGUGGAAGAGUAUCGGGCGGACCUUUCGAAUAGUUUUUUCAGCACUUUGAUAACAAAUCACACUCUCAGCGUUGCUAAUUUCUUCCUUAUCAGUGCAACUCUUACGUCUUACACCUGCUCUUAUUGGUUACGCUUUUAUCGUCACAGGCUGAUCCGUCUUUGGCCGGCUUAUCUUUACUCGCUUUCGGUGCUUACUUUUCGUUCCUCAACAGCUAUAUAUCAUUCGAUUUGGAGUGCCGGUGAUCCAUAUGUGCAGUGCGUUCCACACUGGUGGCAAAAUAUCUUAUUUAUAAAUAUUUUUGGCGGUAAUGAAUGUCUCGGAUGGACGUGGUAA
Messenger RNA from Gongylonema pulchrum, 423 nucleotides. The record is from the annotation of a GenBank genome assembly. Lineage: Eukaryota; Metazoa; Nematoda; Chromadorea; Rhabditida; Gongylonematidae.